AUGAAAAGUGACUACGACACUACCAAAAGCAAGGACGACAAGAAAAACAUCCUGCAGGAACUGGAAAAGGUAGAAGAAGAGGUCAAAUACACUGCGGUGUUGAAUGAUGCGACGGAAAUGAUUCUCAUGCUAAAUACCAGACUCACUGAAGCGGGCAGCAAUGAGCGAAGACUUGCACGAAAACUUGGAACAGUUUUUCAAUCGUAA
Messenger RNA from Haemonchus placei, 207 nucleotides. NCBI's taxonomy places the organism in Eukaryota, Metazoa, Nematoda, Chromadorea, Rhabditida, Trichostrongylidae. The record is from the annotation of a GenBank genome assembly.